AUGUCAAGCAAACCCAGUGCUCCUGCGAAAGCACCUUCAGCCUCCAACACCCUUCCUCAGGCUGCAGUCGAUGCUCCUUUCAUCAGGUUUCCUCCAUUCCCAGUAGCACCUGAAGGCGCCAGCAUCAUCUCUUUCAGUAGCUUCAAACCCUACGGUAUCCAGAUGUUCUCAAAGGCCGGCGAGGAGGAAGAAGUUGAGCUUGACGGCUUGAAUAUACCUACCGUCGAGUUACGCGUGAAGCAUGACACUGACCAGUGUAAGAGCAACAAAAAGAGAAGAAAGAAAAAGAAGAAUGGGAAAAUGACCACCGAUGCGAACGGGAAACGUAUACCGUGGUGGGAGGAGUGGGAAGAAGGCGAAGAGUUGAGAGUGACUGGUCCUGGCUACGACCCGAAUAUGUCACGAGUUGAUCGCUUAUUCCAAGCUGCUCAGGACUUCAGGUCAGGUCGUACCUGGCCCCCCGCUGUAUCUGGUGCAGGGAAUCUGUGGGAUCAAUUUCGCCUGUACUCUGGGCUUCUUACCAACACCCCAGUGUACCGCAAGUCCGGAAAUAAGCGAGAUGGCGCCGAGUCUCCAGAAGGUUUCAUGUCGGACGAAGAAGACCUCGACAUGAAAGUCAUCGAGGUUCCUGACAUCACCAACUCCAAGCGAAAGCGACCUGCUCAAGACUCGUCUUUAGCAGACGAUGGCGAUGUAGACGAAGAAGAAAACGAAACGUACAAAAAGAAGAAGCUUGGGUCGGAAGAAGAUAGGGAAGAUCGCCUCUUCGUCUUCCUCGACGACCCGGAGAUCUCGGUAAAAGUAUUCUUGUCGUCCUUCAUGCGCGAACAGGGUUUGAUAUGGUCUGAGCGUAACCUUAUUACUGCUCCAACCCUCCUCUCCUUCUUUUUGAACUUCCUUCUGCGAAACCGCGUGUUCCCCGAAGCGACUCACGAGCGAGGCCUUCGUUCAGCACUGAACGUAGUAGAACAAGCUAAAAAGCAACUUCCUCUCACUUUCAAAAUUGGGAAAGUGAUUCCAGACGAAUUCAGUGGGGGGUGUAAGGAGUGCUGGGGCAGGAAAGGAGGUUUAUCUUGGCAAUCCGAACCCGUCGUCCUUCCCGAAAAUACGGAUUCCAAAGCCGAGUCCCAAGUGAAGGAUUUCGAAACCGGACUAUCCGUCGACGGUAUCCAGGCCACGAGGGUCGAGAUUCCAUCUCCCGAUUCGCCAAGCCAGAUCGUCAAGCAGAUCAUCGAAGAUAACGUCGGCUCAGACGUCGAACUCGAUAUCAGCACCCAUAACCCAUGGGCCAACGAGCCUAGUCCCACCGCCACUGGCGCAUGGGGCGACAUACCCGCCCAAUGGGGUCCCGGGGCGGACACAGGUGUUCAGGACGGAUCGGUUUGGGACGCGCCUGCGAGCAACUGGGCAGAUGUGGCGGGUGAUAUGGAGGCUAACGCUGCUUCUUCGUGGAGCACGCCCGUCCUCCAGUCGCUCAUGCCGUUCCUCGGCCCCACCGUUCUCCCUCUCACACAUACGACGGGCAUCGUCGAAUUCUCAACGAGACGAAUCAAAGCCAUCCACCCACCCUCUCCCUCCCCAACACCGUCCAAGUCAAGCUCCAAGUCGGCAACGUCCGCUAAUGCUAACAACGAUGGACCCGACCCUGAGCAAGUCGAAGACGCUCUCGAUCGCGCGUUCGCUAAAGUCGUACUCGAGCCGUGGAUCGGAUGCAUCACGAUGGAAGAUUCGGAUAUUUCUAGGCCUGUCAUCAAGUCUUCUUCGAGGGGGGCUGUAGUUGACGAGUUCAGCGCCGGGUCAGAUGCGCAGGAUGUCGUGGAUUCUACCUCUGGUGCGAAGCCGUACAACCCUUACAAGGACGAUAUCGUGCUUCUGGUGAGGCCUGCCAUGGUCGAAUACCUUACUGAAGGGAUGGGCUUGGGCGCCCUGUGGAUUCAGAUGGUGCGGCAGGAAGGCGUUCAGCCGCGGGCGGGUAAGAGAAAGGGGAAGCAGGCGGGGAAGGAAAACAAAAUGGGUGAGACGUACUGGUAUUUAGAGGACCUGAUGUGCAUCUUUCCCAGUUUCUAUACAGCUCGCGAGAAGGCAGGAUUGUAA
Serpula lacrymans var. lacrymans S7.9 is the source of this 2094-nucleotide messenger RNA. RefSeq lists its product as uncharacterized. Gene Ontology annotation, cellular component: ARC complex. NCBI's taxonomy places the organism in Eukaryota, Fungi, Basidiomycota, Agaricomycetes, Boletales, Serpulaceae. The transcript has 5 exons. Gene Ontology annotation, biological process: regulatory ncRNA-mediated gene silencing. The coding region runs from base 1 to 2094 and encodes 697 amino acids. The record is from RefSeq and is a predicted model, not a curated record.